UUUGAGCGUUGUCAAGGCAGCUUGAGACUGAGCACGGCUGGCGGACAGUAGCAGCAGUGGCCUGGCCCUAUUCUGUCCAGACAACGUCCGUGUAAAGUGUCCUGGAAAGUUAGGUGUAGCUGGAAGACGGCAGCACAAUCCGACAGGCGCCUCGUCCGUGAGGACAACAGGCGGAAGAUGUUGUCCAUUGUGCCGCCGCCGAAGACGGGGAUCCGGGUUCGCUCUACGGACAAAUGCCGCCGUGUUUCUCACUGAGGGUACUCCUGCACACCAGUACAAUGCCAUCUGCUCUGCACCAUCACACUGGAGAACACUGUGGAGUUAACAGCCCUGAAUUUGUACAGAAGAACUCGACUGAUCCCCUGCUACAAAGAAAAAUAUUACUGUUAGAUGAGAACUAAUGGGUUGUCUAAGCUAACGAUAGCAUGCCAUCUCAGAAAGGUAAAGGUUGUCCAAUAACCCAUCGCUACCGGUCUGCCUCCAAAUAUGAUGAUGCCAUGCUUGCCCAAAAGAGAGAAUAUUGGAGGAACAAGAAAAGAGAACAGAGGGCCCGACUGUCUGAACAGAGAAGAAAGUCAACACAAGACAGCCGAGAGGAAAAGCUCUCAUACAUGUAUAUUUCUGCUGGGGUCAAUGCCAGUUUGUCAGACCCCUCUCCUUUACUAAAUAAUGAUAUCGCAUUUAGUUCUUUAUCAAACAGUGGAAAGACAGUUGAUCACAACCCAACAGAGGCCUGUAAAAAGCAGGAGUGGCAUCAGACAAUGACGGUCAGCAAGGUCUUGCGUAACUUGCAGCCAACAUCAUGCUCCAUCUCGGCUGCAGCAACUGAGGGUGGCGCUGUCACAGGGAAACGCCCACUAACCAAAAAUGUUAACGAUCUGGUUACCUCUGCAAAGGGCUGUGGAACCCAACAUAACACCAGUUCAACAGUGCCUCCAGUCAGAGUAACCCAUAUUACCAGCAGCAGCUCCACAAAACCAGAACCUAAGCCAUGUGGCUCUAUGCAGGGCUCAGCAGUCCCCAAAACACCAUGCGAGGCACAAGUUGCAUUGAAUGGGCUCCAGGUCUUACCUUCCAGUGUAACCACAGAUACAAGGCGUGCAUCUUUGUGUGGCCCUGUUUUAAGUAAGACAGAGGCCCAAAGAAGACACACAAUACCUCAAAGUGGAACACAGAGUGCCUUGGUCACUAAAAAAAGGGCUACAGGUUUUGUCAUUACAUCAGCUCAGCUGGAUUCAGAGGAGGAAAGGGCAGCCAAACGACGAGAGCACUGGAGAAUCAAAAAACGAGAGCAGCGAGCAAAGCUGGCUGCUCAGAUCGCGAAAGCCAGAGAAAGGCCACAAAGCAAAGAUAGGACUUUUAAGGGGCAAACGGCACAGAAAACAAGACUUGUGGCCAACUCAGCUCUUCUCCCCUGUCAGCCGUUUCGGAGAAGCGCAGGCCAGAAGCAGACUCCAGUUCGAGUUAAAGUGCCAUAUUCAACUGCCAGGUUGGAGACUAACAAACUGCAAAGUGGGUUAGCUGUAACUAACCUGCAAACAGAUCAGAAAAAAGUACAGAAUCCACAUAAGACGAAGGAGACGGCCAUUACAGCAUUCAAUACGACUCCAGUAAAGAAGCCUGCAGAAUCACAGAGAAAGCUAACAUAUGUGCAUCAUUCUAACUUUACCCAAGGGACUGCAUCAUGUAAGACACCUAGACAAAGGGCCAUUGAAACAAAGAAGAAUUUCCUUAAUCAGACAAAUUUAAGAAGUAAACCUCUCUUUGCGGCUUCAGUUUUUAGCACUAGAGGCAUGCCCAAAAUGGACCCUAAUGACACACCAGAGCAAAUAGUAGCCAAGCGGAGAGAGUACUGGCGGAAUAAGAAGCGUGAACAGCGAGCUAAGCUGUCGCUGGAGAAGAAGAUUCGACUGAAGGAGAAGGACUCUUUGACACGGCGAGUAAAGCGUUACCAGCAAAUCCUUGAAGAGAUGAGGAAGGCGAGAGCUGUGACGCUUUCCACGGAAAGGGCCCCUACCCUAGCAAACGAGGCCAUUGGAGGGUUCAUCAAAGAGGAUGGGACUCUCACAGUAAACAUACCUCACAGUAAGAAAUAUCAAACCACGGCUGGAGACAGAAGUAAUGAGAAGCUCAAUGUCAUUUCUGAGAACACCGUGAUGCAACCACAGUCACAAGCUAAUAUGAAGUGGAGAAGUGUUGCACCUCCAACUAGCUCAUCUCAGGGUAAAGGUGGUUUUUGUCUUGCUGUGCAGACGGUCAACAAAACGUCUGACUUACUUACUGUCAAAACACAGCCUGACCUUGACGUAACAGCCGGUUCUAGUUUAAAGUCGAGCAAAAAUGUACAGCAGCUCACGCUAAGUCAACUCCGGUCCCCUCAAAAUGCAGUGGCAGCCACAGCUUCACACUUUGGUGGCUGUGUCAUGAAAAUUAACAUCUCAAGCCAUGAACCGCCGCCCCUCUCAGCACAGUCUGUGGGUCCAAAGCUGACAGAAGAAGAGAGGAUGGCGAAGAAGCGAGAGUACUGGAGAACAAAGAAGCGUGAGCAGCGAGCAGCUCGUGCUUUUCGACUGAAGCACAGUAUCUUCCAAGCAAGAACGGGUUCAGCCUUACUGAGGAGGAAGGCUCAGACACAAGAAUCAUCAAACACUGCGCAACUAAGCACCGAUCUUAUUAAGUGUACAGACAAAGCACAACCCUUUUCCUACACUGCUGUGCCUGCCCUGCCAAAUGCAAAUGAGAUAAAACAGGAAGCUGAGUCUGUGCCCGCAGCUGACCUAAAUUCUCCAGCAGAUCGAGCCAUCUGUCCAGACAUCAAACCCCCAACCUCUCCACCUGCACCUCCAGCGCCACAUCCAGAGCCUCAGCCAUCUCUACACGCCGACAGCCAAGCCGCCACUCUGCUGGCUGUAGCCUCCAUGAAGAAACUCCUGGAGGAAUCCCUCAGCACCGUUUCUGAGAAUCAACGGGAGCAGGCUGGCGUGGCAAUAGAGAACACCGAACAGAAUUUAGAGCAAGACAUAAAGCCCGUUUUAUCACAGCUUUAUUGUGCAAAGAAUGAGAAAGCUGUAGUAGCUGCUUGCUUGACAUCCCAAAGUAAAAACUCGCAGUCAGAUGGUGAUGUGCUGGAAGGGAAAGAUUUACCAAAUCCCCAGCUCAAGGAUUUCUUACAAACUAGUGAAGCAGUUCCAUCUGUUUCAGCCUCAGAUCAGGUGGUGCAUCCCACCUGCGAUCAGUCAUCCCAGACCCCUUCAGCGCCAUUCAUCAGCACAGCCUCCUCAUGUAGAACCCAGAGACCUUUCAGUAGAAAUGGGACCCCCCAAAGCAUCUGUUCUGAGCCACCAAAGCUCCAUCACAUCUCAACUACAUCCUUGGAUCCACCACAGCUCCAUAACCUCGAUGAGCAGAGUCAGGGCCACAACAGUGAUGCGCCAUCGUCAGAAAGGUACCGCAGCAGCAUGACCAGGCAAAGCAGCACGAGCAGCCUUCAGAAGAAGAGGGAGUACUGGAAGCUGAUGAAGAGACAGCAGAGGGCCAGGUUAAAGGCCAGGCAGAAGGAGCUACUUUCAAAGAAUACCCAGACUGCAGCACUUAAUAUCAAUGCUGCUAAAUGUAUGAAGCCAAGAAAGCCAGCCGUCCAGCCCGGCUCGUCUGUCACAUCCGUGGCUGCAGUUAGCAGCAUCCCUGAAGUCUUGGUUGUUACAACAUGUAAAGCUGAACAGUCACCUGACGCUCUCCAAGUCAAACUCCCCAGCAUUAGCAGAGAGGGAAAUGGGAACGAUGGGCCUUCACCACAUCUAACCGAGUUUGAUGCUGAAUCUUCACAACACUGUCAAAAGUGGACACCCAGAACCACAGAAACCGACUCAGCCUCUUCCCUUCCUAUGCUGAAGCCCCCUGAUAACCCACUGUCAAGCAUCCACCUGCUACCCGUUGAAUUUCCUAAUAAACAUCAAAAUCCCAUCCUCAGUCCUAUAAAAAUCCCCUGUGCUCAGCUUCAAAGUCCCUUAAAUACGGCUCAAUCUUCUGCCCAGGCGGCUUCAUUAGCUACCAUGACGCCUCCAAAACCCAUCCCAGGGGAGUCCGAGGAGGACUUUCUGAAGAGGAAGCGAGAGUACUGGAGGUUGAAAAAGAAGGAGCAAAGAGCAAGGAAGGCAUUUCAGGACAAGGGGCUCACCCCAACGAGAGCCUCCAACAACAAUAGGAGCGCCCUGCCUGCCCAGGAUCUACAGACACUGACCAGAGCUAUGCAGGAUUCUAGUCAGUGGGUAAACUCCUCUGAAGCAUCUGAAAAUCUAAUCAGCAUCCCAGUGGAUCUUGACCCGGCGCCCUUUAUGUACACAGACUGCCCAGCUCAGGAAGAAGGUCAGGCAGAUUUUUUGUUUGCUGACUAUGAUGAUGAUGAUGAUGAUGAUGAGGAUACGAUGUCAGAGGUGGUCUGGAGAAACCGCUAUCUCAUGGACUAUGAUCCCCUCAACCAGCUGCUGGUGUGCAUGGUCUGUGGGGAGCUGCAGUACUCUCACAGCCUGGAGGGAGUGAGGGCCCACAUCGAUGAGGCGCACCCUCUCACCCUGAGGCUGGAACCCAGCCAGAAAGUGAAAAUCCUGGAGGCCUGGGACGAGCAGGUGUCCCAGCGGGAGCGCUUUUUCAGCAGCCAGCUGCAGCAGCAUUGUGGGCCUUCAGAAGGAACAUUCAGAAACUGAUCUGGAAAGGAGAUGGCGGCAGAGUUGUCUGGAAACCAAGUGUAGAAGAGAAAAACAUCUGUUUAAAUGUCUACUUUCAGUUCUCCAUUAAAUUUUGGUUUGUUUUAUUUGCUGAAAGCCCUUUUAAAAUAAAAGGCUUUGAGAGAAUUAAGCCCCAAAUAGUAACCCCCUCCUUUCCUAACAGGGUUUGGGAAAUGCGGUACGAACCUUUUUAGAUUAAAGCUGACCCAGAUUAUUUGUUGGAUUUAUUUUUUAUAUUUUGGAAUAAAAGACCAACAAACUUUCUGGGCUUGAUGUGUUCAUACACAGUUAGAACAUGUUGAAUAAUUCAGUUAUGGACACAUCCAUACUGCACAGGAAGGCAAGGCAAGUUUAUUUGUAUAGCACAUUUCAGUAUGAAGACGAUUCAAAGUGCUGAACAUGAACAGAACGUAAGAAAAGAAAACAUACAGAGGAAAGCACAUUGCAGUGGCAUGUUAGCGGCAGGUAAGGAAGAAAAAGGUGGACAACAAGCUUAAUAUAAUGACAUUUCAGUUAAGGAAACACAUUCCAGUCUUUAUUUGUGUGGAUUAAUUGGACCAAGUUUUCUCGUUUCUGGUUUUUGUUCAUGACUGUCUCAAAUUGUGUGGUUGCUUUUAAAGGCAUCUCUACCAUGCUGCUCUUUCAAGCCCAUAUGCUGUAUAUGCUCCUGUUUUAAUAUUUGAGGCAGCUGUUUCUUCUAACUUCACAUUUGGAAAUGUUUCUGCGGUACCUUCAGGGUUUUUUCUGUCUUGCAUAGAAACAAAUACAAAGGUAGCUGUGAAAGGCCAAAUGUUUUUUUUUUUUCCAUGCUGUUUUAUUGCUAAUAUAUUUUUGAUCAACAUUAUUUAUUAUUUCUUGUAUCUCCUUAAACAUAAUUGUUUAUUGAAGGGUUAGGGUUAUUCAUGUUAGAAGUAGUACAGUCUCUCAUUUGUAAGUAUUGAACAUCUAAAGAUUUUUCUGCAUGAGUAGUAAAUGGAUGAACGGAGGCCUCGCAGCUAAAUAUUGGAAUGCAUUCCCGUUUUUUCCCCCUUUUUAUAAAGCUUAACAAGCUGAAAGAAGUUUCAGUUCAAGCACAAAGCUGUAAGGGAAGAAAACUGAAAGCACAGCUGUAACAGUGUGAUGAGCUUGAAUUGACCUUGUUUAUUCACAUUUGAAUGUAAUUCUGACUUAAUGAUAUGUUUACCUGUUUGAAAAAAAAUUGUUAAAUGCCUUUUCCAGUAAUAAACAAUUUUUACAUUUGGUUA
Fundulus heteroclitus (mummichog) is the source of this 5968-nucleotide messenger RNA. RefSeq lists its product as uncharacterized. Gene Ontology annotation, biological process: negative regulation of DNA-templated transcription. NCBI's taxonomy places the organism in Eukaryota, Metazoa, Chordata, Actinopteri, Cyprinodontiformes, Fundulidae. The transcript has 8 exons. Bases 426 to 4703 code for a protein of 1425 amino acids. The record is from RefSeq and is a predicted model, not a curated record.